Molecule: messenger RNA, 916 nt
Organism: Marchantia polymorpha subsp. ruderalis
Lineage: Eukaryota; Viridiplantae; Streptophyta; Marchantiopsida; Marchantiales; Marchantiaceae
Source: the annotation of a GenBank genome assembly
AGUCCACAUGACCAUUAAUUUCGGCGAAACAGUUGUCGAUACAUGUGCAUUGCAAAAGCCCCCAGAAUGCCCUGUUCAGUGAAGCUGCGAAGGAUACAAAACUCUCAAUACAAUUUGCUUCUCAGCAGCUUGCAGGCUGCUUCCUCUCUGAAAAUAUGUAAUUUGUAGAGCGCAAUCUCUGUUUCCGACUGAGAACGUUGAGCACUCUGCCUUGUCUGGAGUCAAUUCAUCUCCUCACGGACUUCGAGCAUUGACUUGUAAACGCUUCGUACAGGGAAUCUCAACAGACGCAGCUUCCGUGAUCUCAUCAAAAUUUCGUGUCGAGAAGACAGACAAGUUUGAUUUAAUGGACGUCGUUUUGGACAUGGGCAACGACAGGGCCCCGAUUGAAAUCGCUAGAGCGGUGAUAACAAUCGUAGCCAUUUGUGCAACAUUCUUCAUGGCCUCGGACUACGCAACAAUGGCAGCCCGAUUCUGCUAUAGACUGUAUGCGGGAGAGGAAUUAGACGUGAUUACAAUAACUGAUCCUUAGAAUCUAUUGUUGAUCGAUAUUAUAGUUUGCGCGAAGUGCAGAUAAUUGUGAAGAGUUCCGCAGCAACUUUGCUCGAGCUUCCUCCAAGGAGAGUCCAUUUAGUACUGUAAUUAUUGUGAAGUCGACCACCUCAGAUGGUCAUCACCAGGUCAUCACUGAAGAUGCGCAUUGCAUCACGUUGUACACAAGUUUCAUCAACGAAAUUAGAGUUCUCGUUAUGGGACCAGUUCAGAGUGCAAAAUUGUCUUUACAGUUUCCAACUUGUUGUACCAACAAUCUGGCUCGGUAGAAGAAGCUAUUUCACGUCCGUUCGACUGGUAGGAGGAGCACUGGUCAUGGAGACUGGUCGUUGCAUCGAAUCCAUCAUCGACGAGGCUUUCGACG